Plodia interpunctella (Indianmeal moth) is the source of this 4909-nucleotide messenger RNA. RefSeq names its product Integrator 6 (gene IntS6). NCBI's taxonomy places the organism in Eukaryota, Metazoa, Arthropoda, Insecta, Lepidoptera, Pyralidae. Gene Ontology annotation, biological process: snRNA 3'-end processing. The transcript has 17 exons. Gene Ontology annotation, cellular component: integrator complex. Bases 154 to 3042 code for a protein of 962 amino acids. The record is from RefSeq and is a predicted model, not a curated record.
GUGGCGUAGCUUGUUCAGCUGCUCGUCGAAGCGGCUGUCUGACGGUCGCCUCUCAGCGAGACAGCGUACGAUGUAGCGGCCAUUUUUGUUCUUAGUUCAUAAUAGCGUGCGCAUUUUUAAUGUAUUUAGAAGGAUAUUUAGGAAAUUUUCACGAUGACUAUAAUAGUCUUUUUAAUAGAUACAUCAGCUUCCAUGAAUCAAAGAGCUUAUUUGGGCGGACGCCCAACGUUGCUCGAUGUAGCCAAGGGCGCUGUGGAAACGUUCGUAAAGGUUCGUCAACGUUCUCCCGAAAGUCGAGGCGACAGAUAUAUGCUUCUAACUUUCGAAGAGCCACCCGCGAACAUCAAGGCGGGAUGGAAAGAAAACUUGGCAACAUUUAUAAAUGAAUUAAAGAAUUUACAAUGCCUUGGGCUAACUACAAUGGGUGCAGCCCUGAAACAUGCCUUCGAUGUUCUGAAUAUAAACCGGAUGCAGACAGGCAUAGACACCUAUGGACAAGGAAGGUGUCCAUUCUACUUGGAACCAUCUGUCAUUGUUGUUAUUACUGAUGGAGGAAAACUAUCAAGUAAUGCUGGCAUACAGGAAGAAUUUAAUUUGCCGAUGAACUGCCCUAUACCUGGGUCUGAAUUGACCAGAGAACCGUUUCGUUGGGACCAAAGACUCUUCUCAUUGGUAUUGCGUCUCGCUGGCACCCCUGCUGUCGAGAGAGAUACGGGCCUCGUUCCAUCUGAUUCUUCUCCUAUCGACGCCAUGUGCGAAGUUACUGGAGGUCGUUCUUAUUGCAUCACAUCCCACCGUAUGCUGAUGCAGUGCAUCGACAGUUUGGUCCAGAAGGUGCAAAGCGGGGUCGUCAUCAAUUUCGAGAAGAUUGGCCCCGACCCGCCUCCCGUCGACGGCGGAGCCAACCGCGACGGGGCCGACUCCACAGAUGAUAUAACCCAUGAGUCGGACAAGGAUGUCGAUGGAGACGGGGAGAGGAAUGGGCGUUGGAACGGCGGCAGCUACCAGGCGGGCGCGGCGGGCGCGGCGGGCGCGGCGAGUGCGCCGGCCGCGUGGCACUCGUGCCGGCGCCUCAUCUACGUGCCGCGCACGGUCGCGCAGAAGGGCUUCGCCGUCGGCUUCUGGCCCAUUCCGGAGUCUUUCCGCCCCGACCCCAAUGCGCCCACGCUUCCUCCUCGUUCAGCGCACCCAGUGGUAAAGUUCACAUGUCUCAGCCACGAGCCGAUGGUGAUCGACAACCUUCCAUUCGACAAGUAUGAGCUGGAGCCCAGCCCAUUGACACAGUUCAUUUUAGCCAGGAAACAGCCCACUAUCUGCUGGCAGGUUUUCGUUGCUAACAGCGGUUGCAAAAACAACGAAGUGAGCCAUCCGUUCGGCUACCUGAAGGCGUCGACUAACCUGAGCUGUGUGAAUCUGUUUGUUUUGCCUUACAACUACCCUGUAUUGCUGCCGUUACUUGACGAGUUGUUCAAACUUCACCGCUGCAAGCCAACGCCUGAAUGGAAGCAGGCCUUUCAACAGUAUUUAGAUCGGAUGCCUUCGUAUUAUGUCGCUCCUCUUCGAAGAGCUCUAACGAAAAUGGGCGCGUCUUCGCCUCUCCUGCAAAGUUUGAUCCCGGAUACUCAAGAUAAUUCUCUCAGCUUCUCUGUCCUUAACUAUUUGAAAAGACUGAAAAACCAAGCCAAGAUCGAGUUUGAAAAACUGUGCACGGAUGUCAUCAACAAAGCUUCCAGUAGUAAUAAUCAGAAGCUGGCAGAAAGCGUGCGCGUAAUGCCGCGUUCGCCGCUAAAGAAGGACCUGACCACACACCCGUACCUGCAGGACAAGUUCUCCGCGCUCCGGGACCAGCUCAACGAGUUCGGGGGCUUCGUGGUGGGCCUCUCGCGGGGCCGACACAAGGCCCAGGCCCACACUUACAGAAACCCGUUUGAUAUCCAGCGGAGGGAUCUGUUGGACCAGGUGGUCCGAAUGCGCGCGAACUUCCUGCAACCUUCGCUGGCUCACACCAGGCUGGUUGACGAGGACAGUGUACAUUCAAUGCCGGUGGCGCAGAUGGGUAACUACCAAGAGUACCUCAAGCGCAUGACGCCGCAGCUGCGAGAGAUCGAGUCCCAGCCCGUGCGACAGCAUAUGUUCGGCAAUCCCUUCAAGAUUGACAAGCGGAUGAUGGUAGACGAGGCGGACGUGGACCCGGUGGGCGCGGUGCGGGGCGCAGGCGGCGGCGGGGGCGCCAAGCGCGGCGCCGAGUGCCCCCGCGCCGCGCCCCCCAAGCGGAAGGCAGGGCCGCUGCCCCACCACGUGCGCGCCAGGAGGCCGUCGUCGCCGUCAGUGUCGCCCCCGCCCCCCGCGCCGCCGCCGCCGCCGCAGCCUCCGCAGCCGGCGCCGGCCGCCCCGCGCUCGCCCGCGCCCCUCGACCUGCCCGAGGGGCGCCCGCCAGAGGAGCCCCCUAUAGUGGACACAGGAGGGCCGCCGCCGCCGCCGCCGCCGCUGGCCGCGCCGCCUAAUUUACCACCUGUUAUCAAGCCCUUCCUCAAUGGCGACGCGUACACAACGAUGGGCAGCAAGAUGGCGCGGUCGCCGUCGCCGCCGCCCGAGGACUCGCAGGAGCUUCAGAUCAACGCCAUCCUGCAGGGCAUCGCCGCCGAGAACAACCGCGGCCGCCCCAGGAAGCCCAAGAAACGAAAGCUGGACAAGCCGCAGCUGCCGCAGCUGCCGCAGCCGCCGCAGCCGCCGCCGUCGCGCAAGGAGCUGGCGGACAUCAAGCGACACAACAUGGACGUGCGCGCGGAGGUGUUCCGCGCCGUGCGCCGCCCCGGCAGAGAUUUCACGAAACUCUUCGAACAUUUAAAACAGUUGAAAGGCAGUGUAGAUAAUAAGAAAGAAGUGAUACGUGAAGUGAUUAACGAGUCGUUAAGGUUUAAAAGGAAACCUUUGGCCAAGUUGUUGGAGGAUUUUCUGGCCGGUCUCGAGAAAAAUGGAAACAGUGCCUCGGUGAAGAGAAUCAACAACUCGUUGUACAUCAACACAAACAACCACAGCUAGUGCCACGCCUCCCUCGCAGACACAAGAGUUAUUCUUGUUAUGCGGAAAGAGAGGAACAAUUCUGGUGUGUGGCGAAUCAAAUAACUUUCCGUGGUCUUCAUAUUGAAGCAACAGAUUUUUUAUUUGAUUUCCGUAAUCUCCUUUUUCAAUGUUCUGUAUAUGUCAUAUUUACCCCCGAUUUUGCUGUUAAUAACCGAUUGAAUAAUAAAUUGUAAUUAAAGCAUAUCCUGAAUUUGUAUUACGACAAAUGUCCGCAAUAAAUUAAUUAUGGGAAUACUAAAGCCAGUUUUGUGAAGUAGAAGUGAACUAUUGUUUCCGGUGAUGCAGUAUUGUUAUAUGAAUUCCUGUGCAGUAUAUAUAUUUUUAAUUUUACAUACUUUAAAUUUGAUUUAUCCCUAGGCCGACAUAUACUUAAUCGUUCUUAUUAUUGGCAAUUACCGGGACCAAAGUCAUAACCUGAUUUCACAUGAAAUAUUAUGGAAAUCAACAUUUCGACGGUAAAGUGCCAAUAUCUCCUGAAAAUUAUUAAAAUUCAUGAAAAUUAUCGGAUAAUAGACAAAAGUUACUUUAAAAAGUAAGGCGUAUUUACUUAAAGAGAUAUUGGCAUUAGUCAUCGAUUUAUUUCAGAUGACGUGAGUCCCUUGGAGACUACAGUCAACCCUAGCUAGUCUUGCUUUAUAAUUUGUAAAAAAAAAACGAAAUUAAUUGAAAUUUAAAAACAACUGCCAGAAUUAAGUUUACUGUUUCACGAGCAAACGUACAUUCUAAAAAUACAUGGUUUGAUAUACACACAUGACACUUGCUCCAAAUAUUACCGCACUAAUGUUUUAGUCAAAGAUUGACCUCACACUGUCUAAGUGUUGAAGAAGCGUGUGUGCUUACGCAUUCCCUGAAAUCGUAACGAAUUCGGUGUGCACGGGCUUUUACAUACACGUCUCAAUAUCGCGCGACGCACCUCUGUAACGACAAACAUUUUUCCCCGCAUGUGUUUUCGUAAUGUUUCGUUUAUACCAUGAUAAUAUGUUCCUUUUCGGGCAAUUGGGUAAAAAAAAUUGGAUUUGUUUCCAAAUAAGAUGAAUCAUUCCAUAUGAAUUAAAAAUAAAUUUUCUGGCUUAGGGGCAGAGAUUAAUACCAACUUAAUUUUUAUAAAUAAAUUUAUUAAUGUAUAUAAGCAAUAUUGAAUGUGUACGAAGUGUCUUUACAAAAUGUCCGCGUGUUCCCAGCAUUGUAAAUACCCACUGUAAAUAUAGAUUGUAUUUUUACUGGUGAUCAGUAGAAUAUGUUUACCUAGAUAUAACCUUUACGUUGGAUUACAUGAUGUAUGGAGUUUAUGUAUGAUUAACGAAACAAGAAAAUGUUCAUACACAUAAUAUUUUUAGGAUUUAGAGUUCACGUAAGCUUUGUAUUUUUUUAUAAAACACAUUUACAAUUUUUUUUGAUUGGUUAAGGAAUUUCGCAAUCUGUAAUUAGCAAUGCCAUGGCAUAUGGUAUAUGGUACAAAAAGGUACCUGAAAGUGUGAUGUACUAUAUUUAUAUUAGUUUAGGUAAAUAUAUUCUAUUUAUUUCGGUCACUGAAUAUUACCAAUGAAAGUGAAUUUCUAGGGUGCUUUUAGCAUCACUCAAGACGUUUGUUAGUAUGGCCAUACUUUCAGAGUAUGCCAUUGUUUGAUUAUAUGGGAUAUUACCUAUAUGAAAUGUUUAUGUUUCUUGUUGAUGUCGCUACAAGUGUUAAUGUUUGUUAUUUAAUUCAGACAGAAUCAGGUUCUGUUCUGAAUGUUAGUCUGGCCAGAUUAACAGACGGACGGUCAAUUGUAAAGUGUAUUAUAUCUUUUUCUAAGUAAAUUAUAGUCCUUAUUGGAUUUUUAAA